Molecule: messenger RNA, 225 nt
Organism: Haemonchus placei
Lineage: Eukaryota; Metazoa; Nematoda; Chromadorea; Rhabditida; Trichostrongylidae
Source: the annotation of a GenBank genome assembly
AUGACGUACCUCUUCCUUGUCUGUAGGUGUGCCUUUGAUAUCCAGCUUUUCUUGCUCUGCACUGAUGACCUUCUUGUCCCGUUUCUGAAAAUUAGGUCUUUUUACAGAGCGAUAUCGAGAGCAUUUUUUGAGAGCACUACCGACGGCAAUCUUUCUCUAUUUGACUUGAUGUUCUUAUACUUUGACUCUCACGAGGUUGUUAUUAAAAGUUCAUUAAGUAGCUAA